AUGACUGAUUUACGAAUAGGAUCGACAUGGUUGAUGUGGGGGGCGUGGUCUCCCUGCACUGCUGUUUGUGAUGGGGUCAAGGUCAGGUCACGUGACUGCAUGAAUCCAAAUCCCGAGUAUCGUGGUGGUCUGUGUGACGGGAGUUUACGGGAGGCGAUCACGUGUGGUGCUACCUGCAGUGACAACAUGUCAGCCAAUGGAACGUGGAGUGGGUGGCAAGAAUGGACAUCCUGUUCUGUGAUGUGUGGAGGUGGGACAAUGCUCCGAAUAAGAGAAUGUGCUAACCAUACGCUAGAGGAGAUUGCCUACUGCAUUGGAACUAGUCACGAACAUAAAUCUUGCGAGGAGAUAUGUGGAAAAUCCAUCAGCUGGGGUGAAUGGGGGGACUGGACAAACUGCAGACAAACCAACCAGACUGAGAGAUACAGGAGGUGUGUUGUACCUUACCCUACACAGGAGACGGGGGAGCCUUGCUAUGGCGGCAAUAGGGAAGUUAAGGGAUGCCCACAUAAUGAUACAUUGGCCUAUAGUCUACUUAUAUAUUUACCUAUUGCUAUCAUCAUCUCAAUAUUAAUAAUUACUGGAGCUGUUUUACUAAUAACGUGCAAAGUUGUAGGCUUUAAAACCCGGUAGACAUGCCGUAAAUAGA
Messenger RNA from Physella acuta, 649 nucleotides. Its product is annotated as coadhesin-like. The record is from RefSeq and is a predicted model, not a curated record. NCBI's taxonomy places the organism in Eukaryota, Metazoa, Mollusca, Gastropoda, Physidae.